GUUAUUGAAAAUUCGGGCGGACGAUGGUAAUGAAGUAGAUUGUGUUAUAAAGUUUAUUUUAAUUGAGUAAUUUUAGUAAAGAAAUUUCAUGAAUGAUAGGAAAUUAUGAUGGGGAUGCUUCCUUCGCCUUCGCAGGUUGCAAAGUCACAUACAGCAAUCUAUGAAGCAUUUUAUCGGCAGGUUGAUCCAGCUGAGACUGGCAGUGUGUCAGCUCUUGAAGCAGCUGCUUUUCUCAAACGUUCAGGUCUUCCAGAUGCAAUACUAAGCAAAAUAUGGGAUAUGUCAGAUCCUCAAGGGAAAGGAUUCUUGGAUAAGCAAGGAUUCUUUGUUGCUCUUAAACUUAUUGCACUUCAGCAAAAUGGGAAGGAUCUCACUAUAGCAAAUAUGAGCCUUGAUGUGCCGCCUCCACAAAUGCAAACUUUAAGUGGCAGAAACUCUCCUGCUGUGGACUGGACUAUAAAGCCUGUUGAAAGGAAAAAAUAUGAAGAAAUGUUUUAUUCUAUGGGUCCUGUUUCAGGCAAAUUACCUGGAGAUAAAGUUAAACCAGUAAUGCUGAAUUCCAAACUUCCUUUAGAUAUCUUAGGAAAAAUUUGGGAUCUCAGUGACACAGAUCAAGAUGGUUUUUUAAGCAAAGAAGAAUUUAUAUUAGCCAUGCAUCUAGUUUAUAAAGCUUUGGAGAAUAUACCAGUACCUUCGGUGUUACCUCCUGAAUUGAUGGCUAUUCUUAAGCGAAAACAUAGUAUAUCUGGAAUGGUUAAAGUAUUACCAGAUGUUUUGCCUCACAGUAUUGAUAAUACUGUUACUGGUCACAUUAGGAGAUCCAGUACACCAUCUUCUGAUAUUAUUGGCAGAGGACCAACAUGGAUUGUAAAUGCCAUUGACAAAGCAAAAUAUGAUGAAAUGUUUCACACCUUAGAUACAGAUAAAGAUGGAUUUGUCUCUGGUCCUGAUAUUAAAGAUACACUUUUAAAAUCAGGGUUAUCUCAAGUGGUUCUUGCUCAUAUUUGGAACUUAUGUGAUAUAAAGCAGAAUGGUAAAUUAAACUCAGAACAAUUUGCUUUAGCUAUGUAUUUAGUGCAACAGAAACUUCAAGGUAUUGAAGUUCCCGCAGCUUUAUUUCCAGAAAUGAUUCCUCCAACACUAAGGCCCAAACCGUCACCAGAUAUUACUCAGGAUGUAACUCUGCCAGUAACUACUGAUAGUGAAUCUUCAGGAAGCAAAGAACUCGAUAUGAUUAGUAGUGAAAUAAAAGAACUUCAAAUGGAAAAAAUGACUCUUGAAAAAGAUCUUGCUCAGAAGGAAGCUGAUGUCAAAAUAAAGAAUGGAGAGCUGAAAAAUUUGCAAAAUGAGCAAGAUGCCCUAGAAACUAUGCUUAAACAGCUAGAAAUUCAAAAAGGAGAGGCCCGUAAAAGGUUAAAUGACCUAGACAAACAGAAAAGCUCCCUUGACCUUAACCUUUGUGAUUUGAUGGCUCAAACAGAGGAUGAAGUCAAUCAGAUUGACGCUAUGAAAAAGCAAAAAGAAGAACAAGAAUCAGAGCUAGAGGCACAAGAGCAAGAGCUAAAUAAUAAACGCAAAGAACUAAAUGAGUUAAGACAAGAAGAAUCGAAACUUGAAAGUCAGAUAAGUGCUGGAAAAGCUCAACUAGAUGCCUUAACUACUACUUUACAGAAUACUAUAUUACAAAUCAGUCAAUUGAAAUUGAAAAUAGAUCAGAUACAAGAGCAGCAUAGGUUGAUGAGUGAAGCAAUCAAAGAUAUGGAUAAUGCUAUAUCCUUUGGAGAUUUUCGUAAUGUAUCUGAAUUUACUUUGAAUGGUUUUCAACCUCUUAAUGAAGCGGAUGUUAUAAAUUUGUCUCCCACUGUUCCCAAAGCAGUAAUUGAAAAUGAAGUUACUCCUAGUGUUGUACCUGUUGGGGAUUUUCAGGAAGAUCCAUUUAAAAGUAAAGAUCCAUUUGAGGGUAAAAUAAAUGGAUUUGUAAAUGAUCCAUUUGCCGGAGAAGAUCCAUUUAAAUCAGAUCCAUUUAAGGAUAGCUCUGUUUCUACUGUCGAUCCGUUUGGUGGAGAUCCCUUUGAAAAUGUAUUUAAUGUGACAGCAGCUCAACCUAACAAUAAGGAUGACCCCUUUCUCGGAAGUGAUCCAUUUGGAAAUUUUAAUGCUCCUGCUGCAGCAAAUGCAGAUAAAGAUCCAUUUGAUCCUUUUGGCCUUUCAAAAACAAAUGCCAACUCUGCUGUUGUGGGUUUUUGAUGCUGACCCAUUUGGUGCUGAUCCUUUUGGACCUGUAGCACCACCUAGGCCAGAGAGCCCAACACC
Messenger RNA from Stegodyphus dumicola, 2313 nucleotides. Its product is annotated as epidermal growth factor receptor substrate 15-like 1. Gene Ontology annotation, cellular component: clathrin coat of coated pit; plasma membrane; cytoplasm. Lineage: Eukaryota; Metazoa; Arthropoda; Arachnida; Araneae; Eresidae. Gene Ontology annotation, biological process: endocytosis; endosomal transport. Gene Ontology annotation, molecular function: protein binding; calcium ion binding. The record is from RefSeq and is a predicted model, not a curated record.